AAGUGAGCGGAAAAACCGGGGGACGUUGCCGGGGUCCCGGGAAGCAGGACGGCUCGGCACUGCCGCCCUCUGCCCGCCGGGGCACCUUCCCGCCCACAGGCCGCCAUUCCCUCUGGCUGCGACCCUGGCAGUGUCCCCCAGGUCGGACAUCAGACCCUGCGGCCCCCGGUCAGCGAGACGGAAGCCCAGACUGACACUGCAGGGACACUGGGUUCUCUAGGAGCCGCCCCAGGCUUAAUGAUUGUCCAGAAGGUGGCUAUAAAGGGAGCCUGGGAGGCUGGGUGGAGGAGGGAGCAGAAACAAUCCAACUCAGCAAAAUCUGGGCACCGUGAGAGCCGCAAGCAGGAGCAGUGGUCAGAGGCUGUGCUUUCUGGCUGGUAGGGCCCGUUCUUCCCCACCAUGGCGCCCCAAGGCUAUGGCUAUCACCGCACUGUGAUCUUUUCGGCCAUGUUUGGGGGCUACAGCCUGUACUACUUCAACCGCAAGACCUUCUCCUUUGUCAUGCCAUCGUUGGUGGAAGAGAUCCCUCUGGACAAGGAUGAUUUGGGACUCAUCACCAGCAGCCAGUCGGCAGCCUAUGCCAUCAGCAAGUUUGUGAGCGGGGUGCUGUCUGACCAGAUGAGUGCCCGCUGGCUCUUCUCUUCUGGGCUUCUCCUGGUUGGCCUGGUCAACAUAGUCUUUUCCUGGAGCUCCACAGUACCUGUUUUUGCUGCUCUCUGGUUCCUUAAUGGCUUGGCACAGGGGCUGGGCUGGCCCCCAUGUGGGAAAGUCCUGCGGAAGUGGUUUGAGCCAUCUCAGUUUGGCACCUGGUGGGCCAUCCUGUCAACCAGCAUGAACCUGGCUGGAGGGCUGGGUCCAAUCCUGGCCACCAUCCUUGCCCAGAGCUACAGCUGGCGCAGCACGCUGGCCCUGUCCGGGGCACUCUGUGUGGUUGUCUCCUUCCUCUGUCUCCUGCUCAUCCACAAUGAACCCGCUGAUGUUGGACUCUGCAACCUGGACCCCACCCCUUCCAAGGGCAAGAAGGGCUCCUCGAAGGAGGAGAGUACCCUGCAGGAGCUGCUGUUGUCCCCCUACCUGUGGGUGCUGUCCACCGGCUACCUUGUGGUGUUCGGAGUAAAGACCUGCUGCACUGACUGGGGCCAGUUCUUCCUUAUCCAGGAGAAAGGACAGUCAGCCCUCGUGGGUAGCUCCUACAUGAGUGCCCUGGAGGUUGGGGGCCUUGUAGGCAGCAUCGCAGCUGGCUACCUGUCAGACCGGGCCAUGGCAAAGGCGGGGCUGUCCAUCUACGGGAACCCUCGCCAUGGCCUGUUGCUGUUCAUGAUGGCUGGCAUGACAGUGUCCAUGUAUCUCUUCCGGGUAACGGUGACCAGUGAUUCUCCCAAGGAUGUUGCUUUCUGGACUCCGGCUCUUCACCCUCUUGCUGAGCUCACAGGCUUUACGGAACGCGAGCUCUGGAUUCUGGUGUUGGGAGCUGUGUUUGGUUUCUCCUCUUAUGGUCCCAUUGCCUUGUUUGGAGUCAUAGCCAACGAGAGUGCCCCUCCCAACUUGUGUGGCACCUCCCAUGCCGUUGUGGGACUCAUGGCCAAUGUGGGUGGCUUUCUGGCUGGGCUGCCCUUUAGCACCAUUGCCAAGCACUACAGCUGGAGCACAGCCUUCUGGGUAGCUGAAGUGGUUUGUGCAGCCAGCACAGCUGCCUUCUUCCUCCUACGAAACAUCCGCACCAAGAUGGGCCGCAUGCCUAAGAAGGCUGAGUGAAGAGAGUGCAGGUUCUGGAACACCAUCCCACCUGUGGCCUGCUUGGGGGAAGAAAGGGAGGGAGGGGCUGCUUGGCUCCCACUUAACCUCUGAGUUUGUUUCUGUGCCGUAUCCCUCGCCCAGGUGGCGCUGGAAGUUAUCAGUGGCUAAUGAGGUCCCAGCGCCCCAUCCCAUGCUCUAUUUAAGGUAACCUUUGUCCUUGGACUCCAUUAGCUCCUAUUCCUGCCUUCAAACAACAGGAAACUUCUGCAGUCAGGGAGUCUCCUGCACCCUUCUUCCUCUCCUGGGCCCUGUCCUGUCCCCAUCCUACCUCAUCCCUACCUGAGGUGAGGCUGAUCCUGCAGCUGCAGGGCCCCAAAGCCCUAAGUCCUUUUAGCAGUGGGCAACUGCUAUUGCCAAUACCUCAGACUUCAGGGGAAGAGAGGAAGCCAUCACUCUCACUAAUGCCGCAGGACACAGGGGAUAUGGGUGGGAGGGCAACAUGACUUGUUACAGAAGAUUAAAACUAGAUUUGAUACUAAAUAC
Carlito syrichta (Philippine tarsier) is the source of this 2280-nucleotide messenger RNA. It is a transcript of the gene SLC37A4, whose product is annotated as solute carrier family 37 member 4. The transcript is spliced from 10 exons. Bases 400 to 1755 code for a protein of 451 amino acids. The record is from RefSeq and is a predicted model, not a curated record. Gene Ontology annotation, cellular component: endoplasmic reticulum membrane. Gene Ontology annotation, molecular function: glucose 6-phosphate:phosphate antiporter activity. Gene Ontology annotation, biological process: glucose-6-phosphate transport; phosphate ion transmembrane transport. NCBI's taxonomy places the organism in Eukaryota, Metazoa, Chordata, Mammalia, Primates, Tarsiidae.